AUUUCGGUUCUAGUUCCACUCUCAAUUUUUUAAUUUAAAACUGUGCGCGCGAUUUUACCGAUUGGCCGAAGUUUCUAAUUUGCCUCCAAAAUGUUAGCUUGAAAAGAUGGCUUUAAUGUUUUUGCAAGGGAUUGAACCUUUUUGUGUGUUAUAUGUCUGUUCAUUGUGUAUUUUUUGAGUCCAUUUUAUUCCGCCUACGACAGUUUAUCGUUGUGAGAUGCUUUCGUGACGCUAAAUAGACUCGAGUGAUUACGGUGCGCGAAAAGGUGUGACCGAUAUUAAAUACAACAUCUGCGUUGCAUUACUAAUGAGGCUGUUUAAUUAAUUCCGCAGAUUAACCUUACGGCAUAAAAACGACUCAAUGUUUCACAGUUUGCCGUUUAAUAUAUUAUUUUUUAGUAAUUCUUACGGUCAUGUGAGCACUUGAUUUGCAUUGUAAAUAUAUAUAUAAUGGGCAUUUCCUAAGAUUAGUAAGGCAAUUUUGUCGUCUGAAACUUCUAAGCACCACGAAAAAUGAGUGAGACGACUCCGAUAAAUGAUGUGUCUGAAAGCAAUGGUGCAAUGGAGCAGCAUACUUACAAUGGGGAUGUAGAGGAACAUACUACUAAGUCUCCAAUAAGUAUAGAGGAAAAAGCACCCGAUUCGGUAUACGAUAAUGGUGUGAAGAAGAAUACUGGUACCGGCAGUAGCAGUAACACGCCAAAUAGAGCCAAGAAACGCAAGAAGGCUCCAAGAGAUGCUACUGCGCCUAAACAACCACUCAGCGGUUAUUUUCUGUUCUUAAACGACCGAAGGGAGAAGGUCCGAAGUGAGAAUCCAAGUUUAACGUUUACAGAGAUUACAAAACUUCUGGCUUCGGAGUGGAGUAAACUGCCAGCUGAUCAAAAACAGCAAUAUUUGGACGCAGCUGAGUUAGAUAAGGAGCGCUACAAUCGUGAGUUUAGCGAUUACAAACAAACGGAAGCGUACAGACUGUUCAACGAGAAACAAUCGGAGAGACAAAAUGAAAAUAAAAAGGAAAGAAACGGCACUGACAUAAAUGCCGAGCAGAAUGACAUCCAGCAAGACAAGGACAACGACUUCACAGGGUUUGACAUUCCUAUUUUUACAGAGGAAUUUCUGGAUCAUAAUAAAACCUGUGAGGCUGAAUUGAGACAAUUGCGGAAAGCUACAUCGGAUUACGAAGCUCAGAAUGCAGUUCUCCAGCGACACGUCGACAGUCUGUAUGCAGCGGUGAAUCGUUUGGAGUCGGAAACUAAUCAGCAACGAACGACCAAUCAGACUCUACAGCGUCAUUUGGAUUCUCUUCGUUCGCAACUGGCGGGCUGCUUCGCCACCAUACCGCUUCCAGGCACACACGACGGUGCCACGUUACAAAAUAUCGACGGUUACUUCGAGAGGCUAGAGUCCUUGCUGAACAGCAACGCCGAGCAGAGUCUACGUAACGCCAUACGUAAUGCCGUGUCCCGUCUGGAGUUAAUUGGAUGACGAUCGCCUCUGAGCAGUACAACCAGUACGUCGUUGAAGCACCAUCGUUCAAGGCAUUCACAUCGAAAGUAGCGAAGAGAAUUUAGGUGUGUUAUUUUCUUGACAAUUUGUAAAUUCCAUUUUUCUUAUAUUCUCGAAAUAGGUGAUUUUGCGAUUUGAGUGAACUUACUUGUGCAUGAUUAUAUGAUUUGCGGUACCCCUGUGUAGUACAUGAUAUCGGUAUAUGACAAUAAUUUGCAUUUUUAUUUUGUACAUCGGUUUUGAUGCGAAUUUCUCAUUUCGAAUAUGAUAUAUAAUAUGUAUAGCGAUAAUUUAAAAAGCUUCUGCUGUAUCUUAACUUCGUAUAAACUUAAGUCGAUUUUCUGUACAUUGAAAUAGUUACAUAUCCGUCGAGUUCAAAUAUCGAUUGAAACCCAAUGUUUGAUCUCGGUCUGGAAGUUCAAUGACUUUGAACGUCAUUAUUGAGUAUAUAUUUAGCAUUUAUUAAUAAAUUUUUGUAAUCUCGUCACA
Linepithema humile (Argentine ant) is the source of this 1998-nucleotide messenger RNA. RefSeq names its product High mobility group protein 2 (gene Hmg-2). The record is from RefSeq and is a predicted model, not a curated record. Gene Ontology annotation, cellular component: nucleus. Gene Ontology annotation, biological process: regulation of gene expression. Lineage: Eukaryota; Metazoa; Arthropoda; Insecta; Hymenoptera; Formicidae.